CACACACACACACAUAUGCACCCUACACAUGCACACACACACACACACAGGUAUGUAAGACUGAUCUCCUGUGCAGGUGCCUCGUUCCCCUGCACCAGCUGCAGGGUGGUGGCGGUUCCGCAGUUCCACCUGGCCCUGAACGACGGCUCCAUCCGCAACUUCUGCUCCUACAACUGCGUCCUCACCUUCCAGGCAAGCUUAAAUAAAGUGCCCCCUCAGGGCCAGGUGAACGGAAGCUCUGCUGCCCCGGAGCCCCUCUCGGCCCCCCCUUCUGGUGUGCCCCUGCCCCCCCAGACUUCUGCAACCCUGCCCCCGCUCUCUGCUCCGCGGCACGGACAGGCCCCACCCCUCGGACCUGGCCCCGUACAGGCCCCUCCCUCGCCGUCGCCUCGCGGUCACGGCCCUGCCCUUCCCGCCAUUUUGCCGCGUGGCCCCGCCCCUGCUCAGGCCCCGCCUUCCUUGGCGGGAGGCCCCGCCCCUCCCUCCCACGGCCUGGUGAAGCUGAGCUGCAGACAGUGUCGCCGACUCUUCUCCUCCAAACCAGAGCUGCUGCAGUUCAAGGGCCAGAUGGUGCUGUUCUGUGGGAAGCUCUGCACGGAGGAGUACAGGAAGCUGAACUUCGUGACUGCGAGGUGCGAGUACUGCAAGCUCGACAAGAUGCUCCGGGACGUGGUCAAGUUCAACCAUGUGGACCGCCCCUUCUGCAGCGAGGGCUGUAAGUUGCUCUUUAAGCACGACCUGGCCAAGCGGACGGGGAACCCGUGUCGGACCUGUGCCUACUGCACCAACACGGCCCAGAAGAUGAUCCAGAACCACUUCGGCGGGAAGCUGGAGGAGUUCUGCAAGGAGGAGUGCAUGGCUCUGUACACAGUGCUGUUCUACCAGAUGGCCAAGUGUGACUGGUGUCUGCGGCAGGGGAAGCUGCUGGAGUCUCAGAAGUGGCUGGGAGAGAUGAAGCACUUCUGCGACCUGUCCUGCCUGCUGCUCUUCAAUCACCAACAGAGCAGCACUUGCGAUCGGCAGCACAACCAGAGCAGCCAGAGCAGCCCCUACGAGCAGCCACAAGCCCAGACCAGCCCCUACGAGCAGCCGCAAGCCCAGACCAGCCCCUACGAGCAGCCAUACCCCCCGAGCAGCACCUACGAGCAGCAACACCCCCCGAGCAGCACCUACGAGCAGCAACACCCACAGCUCUCUGGCGCCAUCGCCCUUCCCCCGCACAUUCCCACAGGUGCCGUCCCAGCCUGUAUUGCCCCCCUGCCCCCCCCUGCCGGGGCACCUGCCGUGUCCCACCUCCCUGUCUACGCCUCCAAGGAAGCCACGCCCGUCACGCUAACUGGGGCUGUUCCCACAGCACUCAUCCAGGCCAGGAUCAAUGGAGACGCGAGCACGCAGACAGAUGCAAUGAAGCUCCCGGCCCCGCCCCGCAGGGUGCUGAAGAACAAGGCUCUGCUCUGCAGGCCCAUCAGCCAGAACAAGGGAACCAUGUGCAAACCACACCAGAAGAGUGUGGAGUCUCAGACAGAUGAAGUGCACGGGCAGAAGAUCCUGGUGUUGCCGGUUCCUGUACCUGUCUUCAUUCCUGUGCCGAUGCACCUGUACUCCCAGUACACCCCCCUCCCUGUGGGAUUGCCUGUACCGCUGCCUGUGCCGCUGUUUGUACCUUCCUCACUGGACCGGACUGAGAGCAGUGCACACCCAGCUCCGAACAGCCCCCCCGACCAGGAUAUGGCGGAGGAAGAGGAGGGGGAGAGGGACAAACCCAUCUCUUAUGGAGACCAGGGCAGCACGUACAGUGGGGAUUUGGAGUCGGAGGGCUUGUCCACGCCCCGCAGCUGGGAGGAGGAGCCAGCCCCCGGCACGCAGCGAUUGGGCCCCUCCGACCAGCAGGACUCUCCCGCCCCCUCUGCCACGCUCCCGUUACUGGACCUGGAGGCCGACUUCCCACUCGAGUCCUUGGAGCCAGAGUCCGGUAAAGGCCUGAGUGUGACCCUGCGACACAGAGGCAGCCGGAGACCCCGAGACAGCUUCCCCCCCAGGAAACGGGUACGACCCGCUUCCCCCGAACCCCAAGACCUUCCAUCCACAUCUGAACCUGAAUCUCAAGAUCGCCCGUGCACAUCUAAAUCUGAAUCUAAAGACUGCCCGUCCACAUCUAAACCUGAAUCUAAGAUCGCCCGUUCACAUCUAAAUCUCAAGAUCGCCCGUUCACAUCUAAAUCUAAAUCUCAAGAUUGCCCGUUCACAUCUAAAUCUGAAUCUAAAGAUCGCCCGUUCACAUCUAAAUCUGAAUCUCAAGACUGCCCGUCCACAUCUAAAUCUGAAUCUCAAGAAUGCCCGUCCACAUCUAAACCUGAACCUCCCGCGCUAUGAAACACUGGACCUGGUGAAGCGCCGGUGGGUCUCACUGGCUCGUCCUCCUGUCAGUCAUGUGCCCGGCCGGAAGUCUGCUUGGGGCCGUAAGCGGGCUGCAGCGAUGGUUGCUAGCGGUGUUGCGCGUGCGGCAAUGCCCCCUGCUGGCCGAUCCAAGCUGCUGCACAUGUACGGUGUCAACGCAUGGAAGAGCUGGGUACAGUCUGUGCGGGAAAACAGAGACAAAGAUGGCCAGCUCGCCUGGCGAGAGGAUGUGUUAAGGUGCAGCUCAGCUGAACUCAGUGUGGGGUUGUGCCGCUUCAUAGAGGAGGUGCGGAGGCCCAACGGUGAACGCUACACCCCCGACAGCAUCUUCUACCUGUGCCUGGGCAUACAGCAGUACCUGUUUGAGAACGGCAGGAUAGAGAACCUGUUCACUGACCCGCUGUACAGCGAAUUCAGCCUGCAGAUCACCAGCAUGCUGAGGGACUGGAAACCUGCUGCGGUCACUAACGGCUCCCUGCUUUCUCGGGUGGAGGAGGAGUUCCUGUGGGAGUGUAAGCAGCUGGGCGCGUACUCCCCCAUAGUGCUGCUCAACACGCUGCUCUUCUUCUGCACCAAGCUGCUGCACCUGCAGACCCUUCCGGAACACCGUCACCUGGCCUUCGCCUCCCUGCGCCGCGUCACCCGCCAGGACAGCCACGCCUCUUACCUGCGCUACACCCCCCCUCCCAAACCCCGCCCUGCCUCAGAAGCAGAGAUGACACCAUUGCCAGUGAAGAGGAGGCUGAAGGAGGCAGAGGAGGAUGAAGAGGAGGAUGUGAUGGAGAUGCCAGAGAACACAGAGAACCCCCUGAGAUGCCCUGUGAGACUGUAUGAGUUCUACCUCUCCAAGUGGUUUCCUGAAGUAACAAAGGAUGAAGGAAAGGAAGAUGAUCGGUCCUCCGCCCAGGUGGAUGCCGAUCUGGAAGACAGUGAUCAGGAAGAGGACGUGGACGAGGCUGACUUAGGCUCCAGUGGGUCUGAGUACAUCCCGUCUGGGGAUGAAUCGAGCGGUGACAGUUUCGGGUUUGAGGAGGUCGCGGUGAAAGAGGGCGCCUCGCUGGCGGCGGGCCCGAGCCCGGGCGACUCCGAGGUCCCCGCGCAGGACCCCCGGCCCAAGGGCCUGACGGUGAAGAGAUCCAACAAGGUGCCGAACGGAAAAAUAAAAUGGGACAAACGGCACUUCUGUGUCUACUGUAAGAAAUCGAACAGCAAAAUAACGAGACAUUUGGAGCGGAAGCACGCGGCUGAAGCUGACGUUGCCCACGCUCUGAGCUUUCCCAAAGGGUCCCAGCGCAGGUUACAGCUCCUGCAGCAGCUGCGCCACAAGGGUGAUUUUCGCCACAACGUCGCCGUGCUUAAAAAAGGAGACGGCGAGCUUGUGACCUGCAAAAAGCCCGGUUUCAGCGCAGCGGCCAGCGAUUAUCAGCCCUGCCAGUACUGUUUGGGGUUUUUUUUGAAAAAGGACUUGUGGAGGCAUCAAGGCAUCUGUAAAUUCAAGCCAGAAACUGAGGUCAAGACCAGGAAGCGAGUGCAGGCGAUUUCCUCCAAACUUCUUCCUUUGCCGAAAGAGAAUGUUGGCAGCUGCAGGGUAGUCCUGUGUAAGAUGCACCCGGACGACGUGUCGAUGCAGGUCAAAAAGGAUCCCCUCAUAUGCAAAUUUGGCGACAUGUUAUUUGCCAAGCACGGGCACAACGAAACCCAACACCAGUACAUUGCCAUGAAGAUGCGAGAAUUGGCCAGAUUUGUCCUCGCACUCCAGAAGAUGGAUGGCAACAUCGAGUACCUGCGAGACGUGAUUAUGCCGUCAAGAUUUGAUUUGGCUGUCGAAGGUGCGAGGAGAGUUGCGGGGUACGAUGCCGUCGCAGACACAUACAAAGCCUCGUCCGUGUUCCUGAAGAUCGGCUACUCCUUGAGGAAAGCGGUCGACAUUGCCGUUGGGGAGUCCAUCAUCAAUGAUGACGUCACAGCGGAAGGUAGAGGCAAAAAAUUCAUCCAGCUGCUGGAGUCCAAGUGGAACGCAUGCAUUUCGAGUCACACCCCCGGCUCCGUACCUCGAGGCAAAUUGAGCAGGUGUGAUGUAGUCCCUUUGACGGAAGACGUGAUGAAGCUUCAGACGUUCCUCUGGGAAUCUGAAGAAAACGCAAAAAGGGAGUUGGAGGGAAACCCCGGCCCAACUGCAUGGAGGAAGCUGAGCGAGGUCCUUCUUUUGGAAAUCGCCGUUUUUAACGGAAUACGGGAGGGCGAAGUCGCGAAAAUGCUCCUGGAGACGUACGUAAAACGGACGAAAACGGCCGCUGAUGCUGAGGAUGACGAGAGCCUAACGCCGCUUGAGCAGCACCUGGCUGAGAUGUGUACCGCGAUCGAGUUCCGGGGCAAAUUUGGAAAAAAAAUCUCCGUGCUCCUGACUCCAAGCAUGGCUGCAUCGAUUGAAGUUCUCAACAGUGCGCGGGGCACUGUUGGGGUGCUGCAAGACGAUCCCCACGUCUUCGCGAGACUCGAAGUGGAUCCUCCCGUCCGAGGGGGCCCCCGCCUCAGGAAAUACGCGGCUGACAGCGGAACCCAGUACCCCGAGCACCUGACCUCAGCCAAGCUGCGAAAACGCGUGGCCACGCUGUGCCAAGCGAUGCAUCUGAGGGAAGACGAGCUGGACCGAGUGGCGGAGUCUUCGGGCUACGAGCUCGGAGUCCGUCCGGAGUCCGGCAGCGUCUCAGAAAAUACGCCGCAGCUGACAAAAGUCAGAGAACUGCUCGUUGCCAUGGAGAAAGGAAUGUCAGCACAUCAUGGGAUGCCAUUGGAGGAGCUGCACUGUCCUGGCACGGAUCUACAGCCAAACAAUGAUAACCACAUCGCUAAGAUGGAGCCAGGUGGAAGUGAAUCCACUGAGCCCUCAAGUGAAUCCGGUCCAUGUCCUUCUGCACCUCCUGAGCCCACAAGUGAAUCCAGUCCAUGUUUCACUGCUCCCACUGAGCCCACAAGUGAAUCCGGUCCAUGUUCCACUGCUCCCACUGAGCCCACAAGUGAAUCCAGUCCAUGUUCUUCUGCACCUCCUGAGCCCACAAGUGAAUCCGGUCCAUGUUCCACUGCUCCCACUGAGCCCUCAAGUGAAUCCGGUCCAUGUUCCACUGCUCCCACUGAGCCCACAAGUGAAUUUGGUCCAUGUUCCACUGCUCCCACUGAGCCUGCAAGUGAAUUUGGUCCAUGUUCUUCUGCAACCACUGAGCUUGCAAAUGCUCCCAGUCCUUGUUCCUCAGCACCCACUGCACCCGAAAGUGAUGAUGGACUAAGAAAGCCUGACUCAAGCACGCCCAGGACUAGACAAAAGGCAGAGACAGGUGCAGACUCUGAAAAUGCCGCUGCACAGAAACGACAGAAGAAGAAGGGCUCGUGGACGGUCGCCGAGCAGACUGCGGUGAAAAGUGAACUGCAGGAGUUCAUCGCUCAGAUGAGGGUCCCUGGAAAAAAAGACUGCGAGGCCUGUUUAGAAGCGAAGCCGGACAUCCUGCACAACAGGUCCUGGAAAGACAUAAAGUACUACGUCUACAACACUAUUAUGUCCAACAGGAGGCGGGGUCAUACCUGCGUGGUAGAUGCCAGCGAAAGACAGGAGAGAGGGGAAGACGAAUGUAUGGCAAAAAAGAAAAAGGUGGGGUACAUGGAUAGAUAGGUUGGAGGAGAUGAGGACGGCAAGAAUGAGGGAGAUGGGUGAUGUAGAAAAAGAGGAAUGUAGAGAGAUGGGGGAAGGAAAGGAGGGGUAUGGCUGAAAAUGGGUUUGGAAGGCAACAGCGGAAGAGUUGAGUGGGUAGAGUGCAGGGUGGGCAGGAGGAGGAGGAGAAGCACUGUUAUACUGUCCUGCUUUACCUUCAGCCUUUAACAUGCGAGUUCACAAGUAUGCGAUUGGAAUGUUCUCAACUGGACAUUCUAAUGCUGAUGCAGCAAUCACUAAUAGUAACUGAAAGCAAUAGAGUUCUAGACCACUGACUUUGAAUUUCCAAAGAACGUACUCUCGAAAAGGGAUAGUGUUUUAUGCACUGCAUCAGAGGGUGGAAGAGUGGCCCUAAAAGUGUGUGUGUGUGGGGGGGGGGGGGUGUUGGUGGGAACCGGGAAACCUGUGAAGUAAAACAUACAUUCCAGUGAACUCAAGAGAUACAGAAAUGCAGAAAAGGGUUAUAAGAUGUCCUAUUGAUAUUUUUUUGAACAAUUUACCUCAGUACAUAAAAUCCCAAGCCAGUCCUACACCAGCUUUUGAGUGCAUCUGUUUCCACCAAAUGCCUGGCAAUCUAUUGUACUACACCAGAAUGGUUAAUAGAAGACACUACAUGGAAAUACAUUAUUGUUGUAAAAUUGACUUGUUGCAUGGAAACAACCUGCAGUAUAGCUUCCAGCGAAUGUCUGUGCCUUUUGCGUUUCCACCAUUGUCUCCUUCAGCUGUUUAAAGUUUGCAUCUAUGUUCGCCUAAGAUUGCAAUACGUUAAUUUUUAUUUCUCAAAAAAGUACCAGUUAAAAGUACCACUUAAUUUUCUUCAGAGCUGAAAAUGGGGGAGGCUCAGCAAAAAAAGCAGCUGUUUCUGUUCUGUAAAAUGGUAAAACAUACACACGCAAAUACCGGGGAAUAAAAUCAGAUUUUCUUUAUA
Messenger RNA from Anguilla rostrata (American eel), 7027 nucleotides. RefSeq lists its product as uncharacterized. The transcript is spliced from 22 exons. Lineage: Eukaryota; Metazoa; Chordata; Actinopteri; Anguilliformes; Anguillidae. The record is from RefSeq and is a predicted model, not a curated record. Gene Ontology annotation, molecular function: zinc ion binding. Bases 16 to 6060 code for a protein of 2014 amino acids.